AUGCUAGGAGACGUGGAUCGGGUGCUCCAAGAUUUUCUUCGCGGGGGUUCGCCCCUUAGGGGGCACUCCCCUCGAUCCCACGUCGAUCCGCCGACGUCGUCAGGCCUGCAAUAUCCAAAUUCGAAUGCAACGACGACACCCCUCAUUGUGGUACCUUCCAUCACCCCCGUUCGGGAAGUUUAUAUACCCCGUCCGUCAAACAGCGGUACUGACGAUGAAACACUAUUGACGAAACGUGGGACGGUCGGUCUAUCAAAUCUUCUGUCUCUGGAUGCAGAAAAUUGUUUGAUUGAAAGUGGAGCUCUGGUGUACGAUGUUAUUGCCGAAGGAUUGGAUCCCGUGAGCCGACAAGGCGAUAGACAGUCGGGCAACAGCUUGACGUCGACACACAACUAUACGACGGACGCCUCCACAAGGUCGCAACAGCCGCAAACUUCCGCCACCGUGGCUGCGGUCGACGUUUCAGAACUAUAUUGUCGGCAAAAGGCGGAGAUAUCACGGAGGCAGAAAACUAAUGUGGCUCGACAGAGAGUCCAAGAAAAGAAGCAAAAGGCUUACUUGGAAUUGGAAUCCUUUCUGUCCAAAUUAGAGCAUGGUAGACCUAUGAAGGGAAUAUCCACAGAUCGGGAAGACGAUUCAACGAUUGCUCCUCGCGAAAAUUUGAGAAACGACGCAUCCGUCACUGACGACCAGGUGUUUCAGAGGGUCCGACAAGUUUUGUCCUCAGCGGAAAUGAGCAGCAGAUUCAAUUCAUUAGAGCCUACCUUUUCGUCCUUGUCGCCUCUGUCCCGGGAAAGAAUGCACCGAGCCGCACUCGAGAAGCUGUUGAAUGACGAGGAAGACUCGAUCGCCGAACCGUCCCGGCGAAAUUGUAAAUUUUUGACGGAAACACUUCCUUGUGUACUACCGUUACCACCUAGAAGUAGGUUGCGGCCAUCGAUGCCAAGAGCAACGUCACCCCGAUUGAUACGACAGGAUCCCCCGUCGAUCCGCGCUGGAUCUACGCUGAAGCCUGUAGUGACGCCGUCGAUACAGCCGUUACCUUCGCCAAAGAUUGCAAUUCAAGUCAACUCUGUCUUGGAGGACGAGAGCACCCUUACUACUGGUGAAGAUUGUUCGACGCGCUGCGAGGAAAAGUCACAUUCCCAACGACGACGAUCCCCUUCACCCCGGUCCCGGGAUGCUCGAUUUCGAAAAAUGCAAGCAGCCAAACUUGGUCGUGUUCCGAGGCCUCGGCCCGAAGACACACUACUGACAAGCUCACGUCCUUGUCGUUUAAGACCCAACACGGGGAGGCGCUCGACCCGACAGAAUGGCGGAGCUACCUUGACCUCAAACAGAACGAGCACGGGUCUUGGGCAAUAUUUCUCGCGGGCGGGUCAUCAGUCCAAACGGCAACAACCAGGAGAAGCUCCAAAUUCUACCUUCCAAUUGCAGAUGAUGCAAGCAGUGAAAGUCUCGCCAACUGGGCUAGUUAAGCAAAGUGUAUGUUGCAACAGUCAGUCGACGACAGCACAGGAGUCUCCAAAAGCUUCAAGUGAUUGCAUUUCGGUGGAAGAGCACAAGUCACUUGAGGUGGAAACGGUGAGCAGCGACACGCAAGAGUUUUCGAUCCAAAGCUGCAUUUCGAUCGAACAAGAGAUGUUUAAAGGCACAGUAGAAAUCCAGGACAGAAAGUGCAUUGCAGGGUCCUCGUUCGCAACGACUUCCCGGACAAUCAACAACAAAACCCACGAGAAAGAGGUGGUGUUGGCUUCAAAGGAGCGGUCGCGGCUCCCGUUGACGAUUGACACGAAUGAAGAAGUUUGUCGACCAAUCGUGUUAGCCAAAAGUGCCUACGAGAUGCCAACGCCAGCAAAAUCGUUUGUUAUAGUGAACUCUACUGAUGUCUAUGGAACUCCUCCCGCAGCAUGCGUAAUGCGAUCGUCUGGGGAUGAAAACGACUUUGAGGCUCGUGGUGAUUCCGUUGGAUCUUGCAAUCAUACUAAUCAGUUGCUGUCAAGGAAGAAAAGAACCCAGCUCGAGUCAGUAACCUUGGCAACUGGCAAUUCCAGUAAUACUGCGUCUGAACAACACAAGUGUGGCGACUUGCUAGCUACCUUAGAAAAAGAUGCAGACCGACUCCCGAUCCAGUCUGGGUCGCUGCCGGUUACCGCUAUGGCAAACCCAAUUCUCAGUGAUUGUACAAUUCGAGCCAAGAAUCCUAACAACGUGCAACUUGCAAAAGCUUUCCUGCCAGUAGCGUCAGCGACCAUUUCUUGGCCCACGAAGUCUGGAGCUUCUCCAAGGCAAAAGGAUGAUACAUUUGAAACGGUAUUGCCUCAAAAUUCACGGACUUCAGUGGCGUCCUUUCAUCCGUACGAGACUGAUGAUCUUUUCUAUCUAUUGGAUUCCGCUACCUCACAAACCUCACAAACAUUUGCGAAGGAAAGCAAAGCCAUUGGAAAAGUAUUUGCUGGUCGACUCAGAGGGAAAUGUAUCUGGCAAAGAAAAGAUGCUUUUUUUGAAUCGCCGUCGCGGCCAGCUACGGCCGAAUCGGAAGAUUCGGCCUGGAAUGGCUGUGAGCCUUCUGGAUCUAAAGCCACCGUUUCGACGGCCACUUCAUACUGCGUUCCUCCUUGGGAAGCGAAAGUCUCGGAAGAGCAAAUUGCUGAUCAAGCUCUGGUCGGCCAUGUGUUGAGUAAUACAGCGACUAAUGUUGCACUUUCUGGUCAGGCUAGUAGUAAUGGAGAGUCAGAAAGUGUAUCAGUCAGCGCCUCAGACCCUGACACUAGCACUUUGCAAGCUGAUUGUGCUACAAUAAAUUUGCAAGACGUGACGGACAAAUUAUUCACAUCAGAUACUAAAUCUGUAGAAAUGAUUGAAAUUGAUUCAGCAGACGAAAGAAUUUGCUUCAGGCAACUAUCGGGUGUGAUAUUUGAGAAUAAUUUUGGUUCUUCCACUAUCAACCAUCAGCUUCCUUGGUGGAGGCGCGCAGCCUGGAACGGAGUCCGGCCUCAACUUCAAAAAGAUCUGAAUAUCGUGUCUGCAGGACUAUCUGGAAUGGGCACUUUAGAAGGCACGCAUGGCUCGGAUCCAGAGGUUAUUGUCAUUGACGAUCCUUCACUACAAAGCUCAGUAGGGUUGGUAGAAGAAAAUUGGACUUUUGGUCCUUCCGCAAAUGAUGCAACUUUCGUUAGUGGUACAUCUGCUAUCGUAUCUGAACCAGCUACUAUGUGCAACUUUCCAGUGCUCGAGAUUGAAUCUUCCAGAGAUCGAGAAGACAAAUCCCUACAAGAACGUGAAAUUGCUGGGAUGGCACAUAAUGAGGUGAUACAGUCGCCGGAGUUGGAAACCCAUCCCUCAGUAACGCCGGAAAAUACACCAAAGUCUUAUUCAGCCGUUUUCUCAGGUUUUAAUGCACCUCCUAGAGCAGUUCCGGUCCGAGCUACUCCCCCGACUAACGUAUUGAAGCGUAUGAGGGGUCGAGGAAGAUGUGAAGGAUCGCUGAAGGCGCUGUUCGGACAUUCACAAGCUGUACGGGACGACAGGUCUCAAAGUUCUUCGGUGUGGAAUUCAUAUGGCGAAAAUUUCCGCUUCCCGGGAUCCGACGGCUCUUAUUCUUCAGAUGGCGUGCCCUGCAAUAUGGAUGACUCUCUAUCGCCAGUCUACUGUCAUUCGAAUAAUGAAGUCUUGGUUUGCGAGUCAGAGGGCACUUCAGUUGUUCAGAGAUCAAUCAGCUCUACAGACUACGACCAGUUUGUCGUUGAUAUGCGGAAGAGACAGACGUCUCCGUCAAAGCCAAGUAUUCUAGACACAAUUUCCAGACGCGCUGACGAAAAUUUAUCAAUUGACGAAAGCCGUAGGUUUUCCAAAGAAAACAAUAGGUUAGCGAGGGAACGAAGACCACGCACCAUAACCGGGGAUCUGUCCAGCUUAACGAAGGGGGAAAGAUCAGCUGAUGCGGCCUGUUUCACUUCAGAGGAGGAAGCACAGUUGACAGCUGGAUCUUCCAAGAGUGAGACAAUUGCUUUGUCGUGUAACAGUGUUAAUCAAAGGAGUCAAGGGAGAGCUGUUGCAAUGAAAUCAAAAAUGUCAGUAGACUUUGAGUCAGCGCCUGCUACACAAAGACUUUCGCGCGAUGCACGCGUUCCGGAAGUGAGCCGGAUAGUGAAAAAUGGGGAUGCAGACGAAAUAUCCAUCCUUGCUUUUAACUAUAUGGAACAGAAGCUGGAAGACACGAUCGUUGACAAGACAGCAAAAUUGUGUGAACAGCCUGGUGCUCUCUUUUAUCGGCCAACUAUCAAUAUCUUUGGAGCAUACGAUUAUUUAAACGAGAGCCCCGUGGAACCUACAAUAAAGUCAGGGAGUUAUGAAAGGAAUGAAAAAAUAAGCGAUAUCAGUGGAGCAAAUUGUGUAAAAGGUGGAAGUGAAGCAACGAAUGAAUCCAGGAGCAAUAUUGCGUCACUUACGCCAAAAGCGCAAGUGCGGUCAGACGAAAGGACUAUCACAAACGAUCCUGCUCAAGCUCUGUCAGUCGGAGAUAAUAGUCCCGUCGAGUGUGUUGAGGUUCCAGAAGCUUUGCAACAAGGUCAGGCAGGCGUAGCCCCAGGUGUCUCGAGCCAGCAUCGAGAGAAAGGAAAUGAAGCCCCAGACGAGAGACUCAGUUCAAAGGCAGCGGAUUAUCGAAGAAAAUCCGCUUCUGAUGUGGACAAGAUUACAACGAUAUCCCCGACUUUAGUAGAGGACUUUGAGAGAGCUGAAAAGCUGCUGAAUGAUACGAUAAGGAGCUUCGACUAUCGAGAUGAGAAGGCGACUAUUUGCCAUCCUUCUCGAAUCGCAAAAAAUGACUCACGCGCUUCCUUCCUCGAAGGUUCUUCCGAAGUAAAGAAACCAUUGAGGGCCAACGCAUUGCAAGAUGAACAGAGUAGAGAGGUUGACGUUAAGGAAAUCAUUGCUAUCUCACCUUCUUUGGUACAAGAGUUUGAAAAAGCCCAAAAUCUCCUUGACGCGACAAUUUUGUCGUUUGGCUUUUCAGAAAACCAGACCAAAGAUUUACAACUUUCAAAAAAAUGGAAGCAUAUCGAUCGCAAAAAAAGGCUCAAUCAAAAAGCAAAGUGUCCGGCUAAAGCUGCAUCGACGGGUCAGUGCUUGAGUAAGGAAAAAGAGAGCGCAACUUUGAAAUCAAACACAAGGGCAGGAAUAACUCAGAUUCACAAGAAACCCUCUUUUAAGACUUCGAAAGCGAGCCAAUUCGGUGGUUUGCCUCCCCUUGGGCCUCGUUCAAAUCGGCAUCAGCCUUCUUUGAUGGUUGCAGCUAUUUCUUCAGAGACACCUGUGAUUCCCCAAACUAAAAACACUGACUGCAAUCUCGAUUCUGACGAAGUCGAAAAUUCCGACGUGACGGUGCUGCAUAGCCCACAAUGUGAAGUCAUCGAAGCUUGCUUAGACGAGACAGAAAGAGACCCAGGUAAAACAGGGGAAGAAAUCGAAAUCAUUUUUGUUGAAGAUAGCUUUAUGUCAACAGAUUCCUUUUCUUAUGGGGAAUUGAAGGGGAUCGUCUUUGAUUGGAUUAGAAAGUACCCAGAUCCCCCUCAGAAGGACACAAUUUGCCAAGACGCCACCAAAGAGCGGCGCAGAAAUAAUCCACAGAGAUUAUUCCGAAACUACCAUUUGUGUAACGAUACUUCUGCGGCCUCAUCUCGAUAUGCGUCUGAGUCAAAGUUGAAACAAGAAGUCAUUUCUGUUGUCUCAUUUGAAGACGACUUUCGUGAGACAGCGAGAAGGUGGUAUGAUGCUUCACGGGUCUUUCGCUUGUCCAAUAAAUCGAAUUGGACGCAGAAUAAUGAUGCCAAGAUAGGCCAAAUGGCGAAUAUAAUCAGACGUCCUUCAAACAGCAAAGUUUACAUCUCACAAGAAACAUGCUCAGCAGCAGACCCGCCUGGGCGCACAGUCGAAGACUUUAUUGAAAGGAUUGAUCAACGACGACACAACUCUGAGCAUCUGGACUGGUCCUCCUCUAUUCUUCACAUUCCCAGCGAUAGCCAGCCCAAUCUGUUUUUGCCAACGCUGAGCCCUCAAGAGAGCCAGCCAUCUGAAUUUUGCCUAAAAUCCAUACAAAAUCAGGGCGAAGAAAAGGAAUGGGAUGCCGAAGUAUGGCGAAUGAAGCGAAGUCAGCAAGUCAUCAACGUAGAGUGUCAAAAACUACGAAGCGGACUUUCAAAGGCACACAUCCAAGGACAAGAGCGCAUGCAGAAUUCCGCUGACCUUGAAGGCAAAGCGUUUGAGUAUAAAAGCGAUCGACAUUCAGUAGACAAUGCGAAGAUUCCCUCGAAAAGCAGGAUAGAACGCGCAAGAACGUUGCUCGCUUCCAGGUCCGGCCCACAUCGCUUUUCUAAGUUUGCCGCGCGAAAAGCUUCCCUUCGCUCGUCCAAGAACCAAGAAGAUCAUACCGCCACCAGCAUUACUGACAGUGAGAAAGUGUUUGCUCGUACCAAUCGCUUUGGUGUCGAAAAGCAGAAAAUCGGAGCUUCAGGGGUCUCCGAGCUCGCAUCGACAACCAUGAGUAAUGAGUUGUUCUCGUCCGAUCUAAAUAUGUGCAAUGAUCCGUCAAAGAGUAGGGCCCACCUCACGAAGGUAAACUGUACCAGUAGUAUCGCGGCAGCGGCAAGACAGCAUGAUGAUCUGGAUCCCGUUCCAAAAAACGUUGAAUUUUGGCGAGAUGACACCAAUCCUCUGCCGACCUUUAUGAGUGAGGCCAAUGGCUCGAUGAAAGGAGACCGUUUAGAUCGUACAACCAAGAGCAUCAAGUCGGGGCUUUCUGCUGAAGAAACUGAAAUAAAAACAUCCAGUCUCUUGGAGAGAGAUCCUCAAAACAUAAGCCCCUGUGACACUCGAUCAACACUGACUAUUCCUCUUCCAGAGGACCUGACAAAGUUCUUGAACCGCCGUGACAGCGAUUGUGGAUCAUCCUUCACCUUUCGACUCCUUGCCGGUGACAGUAGCAUGGAGUCGAGUAAAAAGUCAUACUUCUCGAAGCGCAUGGCUACAAGGAACGAAAAUCGCUCGGUGCGGGAGAGCUAUGAGAGUCUAGAACAAAGAGCCAAGAGGUUGCAUGCUAUUCUCUCUCGCGGAAAACGACUCCUACGUUCCAAAAUGAACAAUUCGCCUACCACUGUAGAAGACGAACACAAGUUGAUCAACUCGCCGGCGGAAGAGAAGUUUGAUCAACAUUUUGAGGUACCCGUUCGAAACGAACGCUUCAAUGACUUUGGGUCUAACAGUGAAGACGAGGGUGGCAAAGCUUUACAAAGCCUUCCCUCGAAACUCUUUGUGGACAUUCGGUCGGUAACAGUGCCCUGUAAAGCGGAAACAAGCAGAAGCCAGCAUUCGAACCCCUGCAGACUUUCGCUAAGAAAGAAGGCCAAGGGGCCUCGAGAGUCUGAUCGCUGUAUCGUCAAUAUUAACCCCACAUCCCCAGAUAUUGUGACCACCCUUCCUUUCACUGUACGCACAACAUUACCGUCCCAAACGUACGAACAUAUAAGGCCACCAACGUCUCCUCGAACAAAACUACUUUCGAGGGCGCGCCAUAGCAUAUUGAAAGCUAGAGGAUCCACGAAGUAUUCUCCCAUGCUUCCUUCAACACCUCCAACGCCACGCGACGAUGUCAAUCACCACGUUGACUCAAACGCGUAUGAGAAUUUGGUGCGAGCUAUUCAGUUGCGUAAAACGGCACUGGGGACUAACGAAAAGCCUGACAAUGCCGUUGUGAAAUACCCCUCGUCGCCCCAAGGAAAGACAGAUUUAUCGAACUCAAUUAGCAAAUCCACAGAUUUCAUAAAGGUUGUUCCAAAGCGGCGUUUGCACAAAAGUUCAUCCAGGUCUUUGGCGCAGGGUUUGCCUCACCAAGCCAAAGAACUGUACAAGUUUGCCCAUCGGGGAAGUCUUCUCGGAGAGGCGAUGGCCAAAACCAUAGAUAACAAUUCCUCUCACACGGCUACAGAGUAG
Molecule: messenger RNA, 7989 nt
Organism: Phaeodactylum tricornutum CCAP 1055/1
Lineage: Eukaryota; Bacillariophyta; Bacillariophyceae; Surirellales; Neidiaceae
Exons: 1
Coding region: 1-7989 (2662 amino acids)
Source: RefSeq, a predicted model, not a curated record